AUGAAGUUGUUUAUUUUUAUUGUUGUUAUAACUUUAGCGAAAGCAAAUAAUAUUCCCCGCGUUAGCCCCGGAUACGAUUGUGAUUAUUGUCAACCAGAACAGAUUCAUAUUUCCUUUGGAUCCAAAACCAAUGACAUAGUGGUAACAUGGACCACAUUCAACGACACACAAGAGUCCCGAGUACAGUACGGAGUGGAAGGUAUGGACGAGGAGGCUGUGGGCUACAGUACUUUGUUCACUGAUGGAGGAAGGAGGAAGAGAUCUAUGUGGAUACAUCGAGUGCUCUUGAAGGAUCUCCAGUUCGACACAAAAUAUGUGUAUCACGCGGGGUCGGUGUACGGUUGGUCGGAGCAGUUUUCGUUCAAGACUCCGCCCCAGGGCGAGGACUGGGUGGUGCGGGCCGCUGUCUACGGGGACAUGGGAAGCAAGAACGCUCAUUCGCUGUCGUACCUCCAAGACGAGGCGGAGCGUGGUCACUUCGACCUGAUCCUCCACGUGGGGGACUUCGCAUACGACAUGGACACAGACGACGCGCUCGUGGGAGACGAGUUCAUGAGGCAGAUACAACCUCUGGCCGCCGGCUUGCCCUAUAUGACCUGCCCGGGGAACCACGAGUCCAAGUAUAACUUCAGUAACUACCGCAACAGAUUCUCGAUGCCGGGCGACACUGAGAGCAUGUUCUACUCGUUCGACCUGGGGCCGGUCCACUUCGUGUCCAUCUCCACGGAGUUCUACUACUUCCUCAACUACGGCUUCAAGAUGGUCGCCAACCAGUUCUACUGGCUCGAGGAGGAUCUUCGGAAGGCUAACCAACCCGAAAAUAGGCAAGACUUACUAUGA
This is a messenger RNA of Danaus chrysippus (African queen), 840 nucleotides long. The record is from the annotation of a GenBank genome assembly. Lineage: Eukaryota; Metazoa; Arthropoda; Insecta; Lepidoptera; Nymphalidae.